Molecule: messenger RNA, 2737 nt
Organism: Paramormyrops kingsleyae
Lineage: Eukaryota; Metazoa; Chordata; Actinopteri; Osteoglossiformes; Mormyridae
Gene: tmem154
Product: transmembrane protein 154
Source: RefSeq, a predicted model, not a curated record
AUGUAGGUGAGUCAAAGCCUAAUCAGGAAACAGGAAGUAGAGGAUGUCAUGACAGCCACAGCGCAAGUCGUGGUUCAAUGGCACCAUGCCUGCUUCUGGUGAGGCUGGAGGGCUGAACGGGGGCCGCAGGAUGACCCUACUGGUCCUACUGUUGACGGCCGCCGCUCUGGGCUCCGUGCUCGGCGAGCACCUGCCCACCGCGGAGAGUGAGCUGGAGAACCAAGAUCCUGAGAACUCAGCCAUGGAUGCAGGUGCAGAAGAGCUCCAGCUCCCCAUCUCAGGUGAAGGUGACUGGCUUGACGGAGCCAUAGGAGACGACAAACUGCAUGAUCACAAAGGCAGGCGCCCAAAUGUUACUACCGGGGGUCCCGUUCAAGAGAGAGCUGGUCUCUCAAAGCCGUCGAUCACUGCAGGGCCUGGCAGCAAUCCUAAGCACGGGAUGGAUUUGAGCACCUUGACGAUGGCUGUCCCACUGGUCCUUCUGCUGCUGGUAGCGGGCCUUAUCGCUGUUGUCCUUGUCAGGCGAAGGCAGAGGAGCCAAUUCAACAGCUUGCAUAAAACAAAGGAUGACGAAUUAUUCAAAGACAAUGGCGAAAAGAUUCCAAUGCCUAAGUUUGAGGAAGACGUUCCAUCUGUCCUGGAAUUAGAGAUGGAGGAUCUGGAUAAGUGGAUUUCCAAAGACUCUGUGGGAAGCGGCCUGGAUUCCAGACACGAAAACUAAAGCAGCGUUUCAGCCCCCUGCAGAGACACCUGCAGCUACCCUGCCUGCUAAGGUACUGACACUCCGCUGUCCAUCGCAGGGCCCCAUGAGAGUGCAGUGGAGACUCCUUAUGCUGCCCCAUUUGGACUGGACAGACAUCACGCCAUCCUGAAUCCUUCUGCCACCACAACAAUGGCCUGCGGACUGCAGAUUACCAUGGAUUACUUUUCUCAUUGGCUGACUGGUACCACAAAGAGCAUCGUGCUAUAGUAAAUGAAAGCAAAUGGAAAGUCUCGUUAAAAGUCUUUAUCAUAAUCACUUUACUUCCUGUUUUAUUAGUAUAUUCGUGUACGAACACAUCAUAACAAAACAGUGGACAUUAGGUAAUACAUCUAUUUCCGUUCAUAAAAACAUUCAGUUAUAAAACUUAAGUAGAUUCUCAUAAAAGGAUUUUGCCGCGGAAAAGGCGGGGGGGGGGGACAUUUUUUCCUCUGGUUUUUAUUCUUUACUCCGGAACCUGCACAGGGAAUGGUCGGACAUGAUGUUUCCUGUGGUACUGGAUAUGUCGUAUUCUUGGAUAGCGUUUGUACAGGGACCUGGCCGCUGUCGGAUGGGCGUGUGGGUGUGUGUAUGCGCUUUUCAUUACUUACAAUUCUUUUAAAUGUCUUCGCCAUUCAACCUUCAGGAGAAGAAAAUAGUGGACGGGUGGUAACUCCGUGUGCCGCUCUCCUGUUUUCUGUGCUGCCAACUUCUAAGUACCAUUCCACGUGUCUUUUUGAUAUAAACAGGAUAAUAAAAAAUAUCUUAGUAAUAUAGGAAGAUGGGUUGGGGAAAACAGUGAUUUGUCACGUGGGUCGGAUAUACAUUAGCAAAUGUAACUCCCCGCGGAGAUAACGUGCGCCGGUUUUAGCGGUGCGAUGUGCGCAUGUGCGGUGAGCAUUCCAGCCUCGUCCUCACAGAAGCAUGCCGACGUUGAUCAUGAAUGCAAUGCUGUACCGUCGGCAGUAUAUCACCUUUACCGGUUACCGGAUUUGGGGGAGAUGAGAGUUUGUAACCUUGCCUCUAAGUACGAGAAAAACCCUUAAUGUUUUUUCAGUCGCAUAUAUUUAUAAAUGUAUUAAAUUAGGUAUUUUACCUUUUUGCCGCUCUGCCUAAGCUUUUAUCUGUUUUUGCAUUUUGUAAAUUAAACUCUUCAAACAAAAGCUUUAUAUUUUUGUUAUUGUAAUAGCUUGUUUUCAUACGUAAUAAUUAAUUUGGUGCUAUAACAUUAUGCUACUCAUGAAAUUUGAUGAGACGUGGGUUUUUUUUUCGGAACAGCUAGGCCGUGAGCGAACAGUGUAAAAAUGCAGGUCACAUCCAAAUCUGCUGGACGGCUCGUAAACGAAAGGUUGGCGAACAUAUCUGGCUGUCUUUCUACCUGGACGACCCAUCUUUUCGCCGGGUGUCCAAUGUCCCGUCCCACGUCUCUGUGUCACGUGAGUCUGGCAGUUAGCGACUAACGUCCCUGCCCCGAACCCCCCCCGCCCAGAUCCCUUACGUCUCCUUGGCCUCAGCUGUGCAUCAUUAGGUCAUAAUAGAGCUCAUAAGAUCAGAAAAUGGGCGCGGGGACAGGGAUCCUCCAAGGCAAUGCAUACCAUUAGGGGCUAUAUGACAUAAUGAAUAGGGUCAAUAUUACUUUGAUCCCAGCUAGGUAUGUACAGGAUUCUGGAGAGAAAAAAAUCACCAAGAUCAUUACUCUUCCUUCAGUGUGCCAUCAUAACAGUUGCAUCUGUGAACUACAGAUGCAAGGCAAUGUUCCACGUUGUCUCUGAACCUGAUGAAGAAGCCUGUCAUAUAGAUUCCCUAAAACUGCCCAUCUGUGUCAGAUGUGUUCGCCUGAAUUGUUUCUGGAAAGUGUUACCAUGGUAAAGUGUGAUUUUUUCUUCUUCUUUCUUUUGUCCCAGGUAAUAGCUUUUCCCUGGGGAGUAUAAAAACAGCAAGUGUUCAGAGUUGUUUGAGCAGCCCUAUUUUUUAAUAAAGCCGUAUCUUCAAGUCCUC